Molecule: messenger RNA, 1118 nt
Organism: Saitoella complicata NRRL Y-17804
Lineage: Eukaryota; Fungi; Ascomycota; Saitoellomycetes; Saitoellales; Saitoellaceae
Exons: 3
Coding region: 283-996 (237 amino acids)
Cellular component (GO): nucleus; cytosol
Molecular function (GO): protein-N-terminal glutamine amidohydrolase activity; protein-N-terminal asparagine amidohydrolase activity
Source: RefSeq, a predicted model, not a curated record
ACACGCCUUUCUCGAGGGCAUCAUGCCGGGCACCAUCAAAAGCGAUUCUGGCGCAGACACUGCCUCGUGAUUUGCCGCAACUUAGGUCUAUCAGGAAUGGAAGCCGUACGACCUUAAACCUUUCUCCCCAAAUUCCUUUGUUCUUCAUCAACUUGAGAAGUUAGCAAUAAUAUCCAACCUAUCUUUCCCGCCUUCAUAGAAUAAGGUUGCAUGCAGCUGCAGCUACCGGUAUAUCGCUGAAGUACGUCCGUCCCAACGAAACGUCCAACAGCGAACGACCACAUGCUCCUCAGAAAAGAAGACAUCAUAUACACUCCCUUCUAUUGCGAAGAGAACGUAUACAACCUUGCACGGACGAUUGCCGAGAAGAACCCAGCAGAAAUCAAUUCGAUUUACGUCGUAUUUCUGUCAAACUCACAGCAGACAGUUCCAGUAUGGUUCAUGCGCCUGAAUGAGGAUCGGUCGGGAUAUCCAGUCAUCUGGGACUACCAUGUCUUCCUGGUCUACAAAACGACGUCAGGAUCCUACGUUUACGAUUUCGACACUACCUUGCCAUUCCCCACCCUUUUUGAAGCACAUUAUGAAGCGACAUUCGCGCCUGAAGUCGAGUUGCCGGAGCGGUUUCAUCGGCUCUUCCGAAUCAUUCCAGCCGUAGAGUAUCUGAAGCACUUCGCCAGCGAUCGAAGUCAUAUGUUCGUAACAGCUUACACGGAGGGACAUCGUCCAAUAGCUACAGAGGAAGGAGAGGUAGAGAUCACCCAUGCGGUAGCUGCAACACAUCAGCAUGUGUCACCUGAUGACCCCUCACGCUACAAACAGCCUCCACCACCGUAUCGUGCGAUCUUCACAAGCGAGCAUACGAACAAUCUGCAAAGCUACAUCGACAUGCAAGAGCACACAGGCGAAUUUGAUCCGCGCACCACUUCCCUAUCAGGAUCCUCCGCCUCCUUCAACUCUCGUAACAGAAAUCCCUUACUCGUCUCCCCGGACUUCUGAAUCUCCUCCAUCUCCGCUUUAUUCUUCCGCACAAUCCCUAGCAGUCGGUUGAUCUCCUCAUCCAGGUGGUUCUGAUUUUGCUCCACUGCUUCUUGCGCCUUGUCUCGUGGUAGCUUGAUGAA